AAUGCGCUGCACAGGAGCCACCGACGGUGCCCGUGUGUGCCUGUGAUCCCUGCGUCCGCCGCUCGGCUGGAUGUUUCCGCAGAGGACACCUGCCUCCGCCGGUGACUGCCCGCACUCCGGCGCUCUCCCGCUGUCGUCUCUCAUCUCUUAACUUUUGCUGCGUGUUUUUCCUCGUCGGUGGCACCUGUUCCGCGGCUAUGGUUCUAUCGGACUGAACGCACACUGUGGAACCAGGAUUUUUCUCUAUCAUUUCCAACUCGGAGCUUGAUGACACGUAUGACUGCUGCAGGUGAGUCACCCGCCGCGUGAGAGGCGCGAAGAGGCUCCGCGUACUGGCUCUCAAGGUGCCGGCGAGAGAGAAAAGGCGACACGAGAGGAAGUCGUGAUCUGUGCGGCGGAUUGCGCUACGGAGGACACGGGGAACGGACCGAUGAGACACCAUGGGUCCAUUGCUGUGUGAUGGACGACUGACACACCUCCUCUUUCCUCUGCUCCUCCUCUUGCGGGCUCCCCUGUUAUUCAGUUUUGGUGAGCGCACCUGCCCCAAUAGCUGCCGAUGUGAAGGAAAAACUGUCCAUUGUGAUCAGUCUGGAUUUUUAGAUGUCCCAGAAAACAUCUCAAUCGGCUGCCAGGGCCUCUCCCUUCGCUAUAAUGAACUGCACACGCUGUUGCCCUAUCAGUUUGCUCAUCUCAGCCAGCUUCUGUGGAUAUACCUAGACCACAAUCAGAUUUCAGCGGUUGACAGUCGAGCAUUUCAGGGGGUCCGUAGGUUGAAAGAGCUAAUACUGAGCUCCAACAGGAUCACAUCCCUACACAAUUCAACAUUCCAUGGAAUUCCCAAUCUUCGCAGUCUGGACUUGUCCUACAACAAAUUGGAAAUCCUGCAGCCAGGUCAAUUCCAUGGCUUACGAAAACUACAAAACCUUCACCUACGCUCAAAUGGUCUCUCCAAUAUCCCCAUUCGAGCUUUCCUGGAGUGCAGGAGUUUGGAGUUUCUGGACCUAGGCUACAAUCGAAUCAAGGCUCUUACCCGUACCACCUUUCUGGGGCUACAGAAGCUGAUGGAGUUACAUCUGGAGCACAACCAGUUCUCACGAAUCAACUUUUUUCUGUUUCCACGCUUGGCCAAUCUGAGAUCACUCUAUCUGCAGUGGAAUCGCAUUCGGGUGGUCAACCAGGGCCUUCCAUGGACUUGGUAUACGCUACAAAAACUUGACCUGUCUGGAAAUGAAAUCCAGGCACUGGACCCUGCUGUCUUUCACUGCUUGCCCAAUCUUCAAGUCCUAAACCUGGAAUCCAACAAGCUGUCCAAUGUGUCUCAGGAGGCAGUGUCAGCCUGGCUUUCACUGACCACCAUAAGCCUUGCUGGCAACAUGUGGGAUUGUGGAACUGGAAUUUGCCCACUCGUAGCUUGGUUGAGGAAUUUCCGGGGCAGCAAAGACACCACUAUGAUAUGCAGCAGUCCAAAAUAUCUCCAGGGAGAAAAAAUCAUGGAAGCCACUAGGAACCAUGGUAUUUGUGAGGAAACUGAUUACAUUCUGACUGAAACACCCUCACCAACGUCUGAGCUAAUUUCCGAAGCCACUGCUGAACCAACAUUUGCCCCCACUAGCAACUCUCCACCUUUGCCACCAACCAACACCUAUGGUUCUCUCACACCCGUAAGACCUCGACUGAUAUCUUACCCUACCUUGCCGGGGCAUAUGAGCAAAGAUCCGAGAGACUCAGUGGUUCGCACUCGGCCCACUCACACACCACCCCCAGAGAUGGAGCACAUGACUCUGCACAAAGUGGUGGUCGGCAGCGUGGCACUCUUCUUCACCAUGUCCCUAAUCUUGACAAUUAUCUAUGUGUUGUGGCGGCGCUACCCAGGUGCUACCAGGUUGCUGCAGCAGCGUUCCAUGGUGGGACGGAAGCGUCGCAAAAAGAGUCCAGAGCCAGAGCAGAACCUUAGCUCCCAGCUCCAAGAGUAUUACAUGAGCUACAACCCUGCAGCCACACCAGAAUUGGAAGUGCUAGGCAAUGGCACUGGUUCCUGCACUUGCACAAUCUCUGGCUCCAGGGAGUGUGAGGCUCCAAUUUAUCCCCUUCCUCAAGGAUUCAGACUGAUCCACUGAAGGAUCAAAUAAAUGUAACAACAGAAUGAGUACACCUGUCCACGCCCCCUACCUGGUGCCUGGCUCGGAGACGUGCCUACCAUCCAUUAACCCUUGAUAGGAACUGCUCUGGGUGGAUGCAGCAAGCCAAGUGAAACUGAGACGUGCGCAGGGAAGCUGUCAGGAUCCAUAAUUCACAUCCAAGGAUACAACCGUUCCACGCUAACACGAGCAAACCGCGGACCAAAGCAAGGAGGAGAUAAUACUGUGUUUUUCUUAACAUUUUAUAAUGUCUGUUCGUUGGUGGUCCCUGGUCAUCGGCUUUCGCUGCACCCAGUCAUGCUUUAUCACCACACACUGACACUGAUGACUGCGCUACUGACGCUGAUGGUUGUGGACGUGCAGUCCUGCUGUAUGCUGACCAGCAGAGCCUUGGAAGGGGAGUCAUGGAUGGUAAUCACCUAAAUGGGAGCCCAUUGUAUAGACUGUAAACCUUAUUGUCUCCACGAGGACAAUGGGGCAUUGUACAAAUUCAAGAGGCUUUAAAAAAAAAAAUAUAUAUAUAUAUAUAUAUAUAUAAACUGAGCAAUGGACCAUUAACAAAACUGCACUGUAGCUUGGACUGCUCUGCUAACACGGCUGUGUAUAUUUUAAAGUGGGUUUGCAUAUUUUGAUUUCAUUCUGUCACCUCCCGGUAACCUUUUUUUUUUUCUUUUUUUUAAUCAAAACAAAAAACAUAACACCGAAGGCUAUGAUGGUUGUCAGCGUGCAUCACUGGAGCAGAAAAAUGACAAGAUGAGUCACUGAGUUUCUCUCAGUGACUUGGCUUCACCUGGCGGAAACAAAGUACACAGCUGGAAUAUUGUUCGAAGCUUGUGUGCAUCGUUGCCAGAGGAAGGGCAGCGGUGAAGCCGUUGUUGCUGUUUGAUUUAAGUUUGUUUCUUUUUUUUCCGAAGAAAAAAAAAAGUUUGUUAAGUUGUUGCUAAUUGCAAUCAAACCUUGACCACCUGGAUUGAUUUGGAGGACAGGAAGAGCAAUCAGACACAAAAGAGUGAAAAAAAGAAGAAAACAAUCUAACUACCAAGGGUAAAAUGUAAUUUUCUGGAUCUAUAAUGUUGUUAAUGUUGUACUUUAUAAAUAUGUGUUUCUGCCAUUUUUAACGCCAAAUACCAAACAGCCAAAUGGAUCUUUCUUUCUGCAAUUUUUUUUUUUUUUUUUGGCUUUUGGCUCUCCCGAACGUGGGUUGUAUCAGAUUUGUUCCUUUCAAUGAAAUCCACGAAUAAUCAGAAGAAGCCUCAACUCUAACACGUCCAGCAGUGCCCCCACCCCCACCCCACCCCAUGUGUGUAACGUGUGCGUCUUUGUGAACAAAAUGACCUUGCGGGGACAGUCUUCGUUAAGGGAGACCUCGUCUGGAAGAUGACUGAGCACUGCUUUACAUUGUUGUACGCCUUUUGUUGAAUACAUGCUUCACUUUCCUAAUAAUAAUAAUAAUAAUAAUAAUAAUAAUAAUCAGCCCCAUGUCGCUCCCUUCAACGAGGCUGCAGGUGUUGCUGUGCGCGGUUCUGCGUGUGCUUCAUUCCUUUUCUGUUCUUAAUUAUCGUUGAGACACUCUGAAUUGUGGAUCGUUUGUUGGAACCUUUAAACGUAAUCUUUCUACACUGGAAAAUGACAAUUUUCUAUUGUAAAUUUCUGCCACCCCUCCCUCUUGAAUUUGUUGAUAUUAAGUAAGCAGUUGUACUCUUUGUUCACUUUCAACAGUAUGUUUUAUAAUGAAAAAUAACGACUUCAUUGGUGAGCAAUAUGAAUUGGUCAGAUUAAACUAUCCAUUAAUCAUU
This is a messenger RNA of Mugil cephalus (flathead mullet), 3934 nucleotides long. It is a transcript of the gene lrrtm4l1, whose product is annotated as leucine rich repeat transmembrane neuronal 4 like 1. Gene Ontology annotation, cellular component: plasma membrane. The record is from RefSeq and is a predicted model, not a curated record. Gene Ontology annotation, molecular function: protein binding. Bases 441 to 2117 code for a protein of 558 amino acids. The transcript is spliced from 5 exons. NCBI's taxonomy places the organism in Eukaryota, Metazoa, Chordata, Actinopteri, Mugiliformes, Mugilidae.